Molecule: messenger RNA, 2265 nt
Organism: Condylura cristata (star-nosed mole)
Lineage: Eukaryota; Metazoa; Chordata; Mammalia; Eulipotyphla; Talpidae
Product: zinc finger protein 318-like
Exons: 4
Coding region: 1-2115 (704 amino acids)
Biological process (GO): negative regulation of DNA-templated transcription; positive regulation of DNA-templated transcription
Cellular component (GO): nucleoplasm
Molecular function (GO): nucleic acid binding; zinc ion binding
Source: RefSeq, a predicted model, not a curated record
AUGCCUCAGAGCAAGAGGGGUGUGCCGGACGCGUGCUCCAGCGCGCCAACCGCCACCCGCUGUCGCCAGGGCAAGGAUCGAAGUAGAGCUGAAGAGAAGAGAGAGUAUGACAUGCGCGGGUCGCGCGCGGACACCGGGCCGUGGAGGCCAUGGCGGCCGUGGUGCGGGCUGCGGAGACGUCCUAUGGGCGAGCGGCCGCGGCGCCCGCGGGGUGCAUCUGCAGCCGAGGCCACUGAUGGCGGAGACACUUACCAGCUGGAGCAUCGCAGGCGCGACCCAAGCUCCGACUGCAGUAACCGCCCUGAGCCGCGGAGAGGGAGUCGCCGGCCCCGCCGCUCCCGCUCGCGAGCAGGGUACCGCGGACGCCGGGCUUCGUCAGCUCGGCCGCGGGCUUGCCGGGUCGUCAGAUCCUUGUCCCCGCCAUGGGCUGCUUUCGAUUUUUGGCCCCCGCCAUCGCGGAGGAGAUUAUACCCCCCGCCGCCUGGACGGGCGGGUUUCCGCGGCCGCAGGCGUGGUGUGUCCCGCGGCGACUUCGCCCGGUAUCUCUGCGGAGAUAUUCCUGGAGACCUUGGCAGCGAGAUUUGCUCCCCGGGUCUGCAUUCUGACUCUUUGAAACAGAGUUUAAGGGUCCCUGUUGGCAACGUCCACUUCGCUAUUCCCAUGCCCAAAUAUCAGCGGCUAAGUGAACAACUAGGAUCACCUGUCAAUAACCUGGAGCCUGUGGACAGGGAUGACGUGACUGAUGAUUCUGUCUUCACUCGAAGCUCCCAGUGCUCUCGAGGUCUCGAACGCUAUAUUUCGCAGGAAGAGGGACCUCUCAGUCCCUUCUUGGGCCAGCUUGAUGAGGAUUACCGAACAAGAGCGGCUUUCAUGCAUCAUUCUGACUACCGGGCCCAUAUGAGUUGUCACAAUGAGCUGUUGCGGGGAGCAGAACGGAAUCGAGACAAACUGAAAGGCUCCUACUGUGUCCGACCUGAGGAAAGGAGCCGGGAGGCCAAGCGGCCCCGCUACGACGACACGGAGAAGAUACACGGCAAGGGAGAUGAUCACUCGAGCUACUCAUCAGCGAUGCGCAACUAUCGGCAGCGUAGACGAAGCCCGAGCCCGAGGUUUCUGGACCCUGAGUUUCGAGAACUGGACCUUGCCCGUAGAAAACAAGAGGAAGAAGAGGAACGAAGCAGGAGCUUGAGUCAGGAGCUGGUGGAAGUUGAUGGUGGUGGCACUAGCUGUCCCAUCCCUGGAUUGUCAGGUGUUUUACCGGCUUCAGAGCCAGCAUUUUCUUUACACCGGCCCGAGGAAGGCUCUGUGAUGCCCAAGAAGUCCAUUCCAGAGAAACGGAUUAAGCUUGAGAGUUUUUCCAGCAGUACCAGUUCCAGCCAGCGUCAUCCUCUGCACUCUGGACACCCUUCCUUUCCACUGUGUGGUGCUAUUGCCUCAGAGACUGUAAAUGAUAGUCAUGUGAGAGAGAACUUUGCAAAUUUUUUGUGCCACAAGGAGAAAUCAGAGGUGAAAGUUAUGGAAACUGAGCAACUCACAGACUUUUUGCUGCCCCAUGAGAGAGCUGUCCAGGAUGGCAGUGGUUUUUCACGUAUUCUGAGUAUACUUGCAGAAUCUGCCAGUCCAUCGAAAAAAAGGAGACUUAGUUUCUCUGACAUUGAAGAUGAGGAGAAAUUUCUCUAUGGGGAUGAAGAGACUAGAAAGGCAGAAUCUUCGUCAAGUUUACCCUCCGUUGAGAGUGAAGUUAUUAUGCAGAGUGCGAGCUGCCUUCCCUACUCGGCUCCCACUGUGAAGCUGGAACCGCUAGGAGAGACCAAUCCAAGAUAUGCCAAGUUUCUUGAACUGGUCCAGACCUUAGGGCUGGAUUUUGUGUCAGCAGAGAUCAGUAAACUGGCCACUUACACCCAGGAACAGUUUCAUAGGUAUGUAGAUGAGUCAUCUGAAAACCUAAAUCUUCAAACCUGUGAUAUGCAGCUCCCGAAGUUGAAUCAAAGUCCUGCUAUGUGCUAUUACUGCAAAACCCCAGGACACUGGAAAAGAGAUUGCAUCAAACUUAAGCGUCUCAUACUCUAUCAGAAUUUGAGCCAGUUUUUGCAAUGCCCUCCCAAAUCUCAGUGAUUGGGCUCCAAGAAACGACAGGGGCUUCUCCUCAGGUCCUCUUUCUUAAUUGACUUAAUGACAUAUCUGCAGAAUGGAAAGAAAUCUCUCUACUGACACAGAGUUUGGCUUUUGGUGCUCAACUUCAGGAGUUCAGUGGAGCAAAACCCC